Molecule: messenger RNA, 468 nt
Organism: Momordica charantia (bitter melon)
Lineage: Eukaryota; Viridiplantae; Streptophyta; Magnoliopsida; Cucurbitales; Cucurbitaceae
Product: S-protein homolog 1-like
Source: RefSeq, a predicted model, not a curated record
AUGGGUCCAAUAUAUCCAACAAAUAGGUUUGUGGCUGUUUUGUUGCUGGUAUCGGCAGCUCUUGUGGGGGCUCAGACGAAGCCGUCGGGGUCACCGUCGUUGUUGGUGACUCAAAGAUGGCAUGUUCACGUGGUUAAUAAUCUAAACAACAAUUUCUUGGAUGUGCACUGCAAGUCGAAAGACGAUGAUUUGGGCUAUCAACGCUUGGUUCGUGGAGCUGACUUCCAAUGGAGCUUUAAAGUUAACUUUUGGGGAACAACUUUGUUUUGGUGUAACUUACACAAGCCAGGUGCCUAUGUCACGUUUGAAGUAUUUUGGCCUGAAUCAAGGAAUGCAUGGCUUCGUAAUAGGUGCCAUAAUGGAACUGAAGGACAUUGCAUUUGGACGGCUAAAGAUGAUGGAAUUUACUUGAGAAAUAUUCCGACUAAUUCUGAAGAGUUGAUUCAUAAGUGGAUCAGUUUGAAAUAG